Messenger RNA from Eucalyptus grandis, 2063 nucleotides. Its product is annotated as PAN domain-containing protein At5g03700. The record is from RefSeq and is a predicted model, not a curated record. Lineage: Eukaryota; Viridiplantae; Streptophyta; Magnoliopsida; Myrtales; Myrtaceae. The transcript has 2 exons. The coding region runs from base 385 to 1788 and encodes 467 amino acids.
CUAUAAGACAAGAGGAUUCGCCUCAAAUGGUUAGGUGAAUUUCAGAUUUGCGAAAUACUCCACGAAUCUUAGAGAUCUGGGGAAAAAAAAAAAUCCCUAAUGAAUGAUGGAAACGCAUGGUCGUUUCUCCAUUCUCCACUUUAAGGGCCAACAAAGAAAAGAAAAUAAGAGAGAAAACAUACAAAACAUAAAUUAAGUUCAAAGAUGCAAAAGACCAAGCCCUUUUGGGAAGAGAGAGAGAGUGCUAGGAGGGGGACAAUGCAUGGUUCUCGCACUCAUGCCCCCCCCUCCUUCUCUCUGUCUCUCUCUAUUCUCGCCGGAAAAUACUCAAAAGAGCAGCACUAAAACCUUCGACAUGAAACCCUCAACCUCCCAAACCAACCCAUGAUUAAUCACCGCCGCCACCGCUGCCACCUCGUCUUCCUCGCCGCCAUCUUGCUCUCCCUCGGGCCGUCGGAAGCCGACAUCCGGACUGGCUACCAGGUCACCAUCGCGAUCCCCCCGGCGUACAACCCCGGCUUCGUCGGCCGGGCCUACCUGAUGGAGGCCGACGGCGCCGUGCUGCCCAAUUUCAAGGUCGCGCUGAGCGUGGAGGCGAGCAGUGGCGGGAGGAACUACUCGUGCUCGCUGGAGGUCUUCCUCGGGGACGUCAAGGUGUGGAACUCGGGUCACUCCUCGCGGUUCUACCUGGCGGACCGGUGCGCGCUCGAGCUCACCACAGACGGCGACCUGCAGUUGAAGGGUCCUGACGAGAGGGUCGGGUGGCGGAGCGGGACCUCCGGUCAGGCGGUCGAGAGGUUGCAGAUACAGAGCACGGGCAAUCUGGCUUUGGUGGACGCGUCGGACCGCAUCAAGUGGCAGAGCUUCAAUUUCCCGACUGACGUGAUGCUUUGGGGCCAACGGCUCAGCGGGGCGACCCGGCUGACGUCGUACCCGGUGAACUCGACGUCAUUCUACUCCUUCGAGAUCGAACACGACAGGGUCGCUCUGUACUUGAACCAUGGCAGUUCCAAGUACUCCUACUGGGAUUUCGCCCCUUCCCUGAGCCGGAACAUAACGUUCGUCAAGUUGGGCACCAAGGGCCUGGAGCUGUUCAACUACGAGUACAAAAAGAUCGCGCGCAUCACCGCUCCGCGAUCCGAGCCGCCCCGGUUCCUGGCGCUCGACAACCGGACCGGCAACAUGGGACUCUACUAUUACUCCCCUGGCGAGGCCAAGUUUGCAGCAUCGUUCCUGGCGCUCAACGCGACGUGCGACCUUCCGAUGUCCUGCCCGCCGUAUGGCAUUUGCACCCUCUCGAGCGCCUGCUCGUGCAUCCGCCUGACGAGGAAGCUGGAUGGGCCCGGCCUGGACUGCGGUGGGGCGAUCUCGGGCGGGUUCUGCGGGGCGGGCCGACCGGCGAUGGAGAUGAUGGAGCUGGAUGGGGUGGACAGCGUGAUCAAGGAUGGACCAAGACGGGCCAACAUCAGCAAGGAGGAGUGCACGAGCCUGUGCUCGGGGGACUGCGACUGCGCGGCCGCACUGUACUCGUCGGACUUGCGGGAAUGCUACAUCUACGGGAUCGUGAUCGGGAUCAAGCAGGUGGAGCGGGGGAGCGGGCUGAGUUACCUGGUGAAGGUGCCGAAAGGGAGCCGCGGAAGGCGCGGCCGGUCAGGUUUGAAGAGAUGGGCUUUGGUUUUGGUGGGCGUGGUGGAUGGAUUGGUCCUGGCAGCGGUCGUCGGCGGGCUCAUGUAUUAUUUGAUUCGGAAGAGGCGGAAGAGGGUGUCGGGAGCUCGGAACGGCUCUUGAUCGAUUGCCGGUGCUUUUUUCCUCUUUUUUUUUUUUUCUCACAAAUCAAAGGCAUAUAGGAAAAUGUUUGUUCAUUGACAAAGGGCAUUUUUUUUUUCUAUUUUUUCCUUUUUUUUUUGUUAUUUGGUUAUUUGGUUUUCAUUUUGUGUCGACAUUGUGUAGAGAGGCCUUACCUUUGACAAGAUUCUUUUGAUGGGCGUGGUGAUUGUUUUUUUGGAUAUUGCUGAAGCUCAAUAUACAAGAGGAAAUGUGAUCUCUUGGUACCAAAUUUCAAA